Penicillium subrubescens is the source of this 1983-nucleotide messenger RNA. RefSeq lists its product as uncharacterized. Gene Ontology annotation, cellular component: nucleus. The coding region runs from base 1 to 1983 and encodes 660 amino acids. The record is from RefSeq and is a predicted model, not a curated record. Gene Ontology annotation, molecular function: DNA-binding transcription factor activity, RNA polymerase II-specific; zinc ion binding; DNA binding. Gene Ontology annotation, biological process: DNA-templated transcription; regulation of DNA-templated transcription. NCBI's taxonomy places the organism in Eukaryota, Fungi, Ascomycota, Eurotiomycetes, Eurotiales, Aspergillaceae. The transcript is spliced from 4 exons.
AUGAGUUCAAAGCCUGUCGGGGAGACGAGAAAGCGCCGCCGGCCGGCUCACCUCCCGGGUCAACGUGCGCCAAUUGCUUGCAUUCCUUGUAGGCAACGCAAAAUCCGAUGUACUAGUGGCUGGCCCUCCUGUAGGGGCUGCCUGAAGCGGUCAAUUGAGUGCCGGUAUGCCGGGCUACCUCAAGAUUCAUCAACCACAGGACCAGCCCUAAGAUCACCAACCUCAACAUGUCCACCCAAUCAGGAGUCUGGGAUUUUGUCACAAAUAUCCAGCGCAGAACUACAGCAAGCAGCGGACUUCUUUCGGGACAACUUCGGCUCGACCCUGCUCUUUUUCUUCGAUCCACUCACUUUUGCAACGACUUUUAGCACGGGAGAACUAUCUCAGAGCUUGACCCUUGCCGUACUUGCUCUGGUUGCUCGAGUAAGCUCUUGGAGCUCUGUGGCAGAUUCUUGGAAAUACUACAACUCUGCUCGAGAGCUGCUCCAGAAUUUGAGUGAUGAUGUCUCAUUACAGAGAAUCCAGACAUACCUUGUUCUUUGUGUCUAUGAGGUAGGCUGUGGCCUCGAGUCUAGAGCUUGGAUUCAUCUUGGGAAUGCGAUACGUAUGGCUCAGAUUCUUCGGCUACCAGUUAUGGAUAAGCCCCCAAGUCCAUUUGACUGGGGUAAGCCAGAGCAGACCGGUGACGAGGAUCUGCUGGCCCGAGAGCUCAAGCGUCGCACAUUCUGGAGUUGCUUCUUUCUCGACAGACUUCUGUCUAAUGGCCGAGAUCGACCAAAUGGAAUCCAAGAGCAAGAUAUCUGUUGUGAUCUUCCGGUCUCUGAGGAGGAUCUCGUCUUUCGAAGGAUCGGCCAGUCGCUUUCGUUGAACGACCCAGACCUGUGGCAAAAGGGAAAGCACAAUCUCUAUGUGUUGCUAAUCCGCAUCCUCAUAAUAUUUGGAGAUAUCACAGCCUGGCAUGGAAGAGGCGGUCGGCAUGCGGAUAAGCGAGAGCCGUGGAAAUCGGGAAUGCCCUUUACAGUUCUCGAUGAGAAAUUGGCCGAGUGGGAGAGGCAAAUCCCUACUCACCUUCGAUAUUCUCUUGGUGCAUUCACAGCCGUUUCUAUGGUCAGUAUCAGCCAAUCGAAGCUCUGGGGACUGUCGUAUCUGUUCUUCUUCCUGGCAAAAGCCAGUCUUCACCGAGAAUACUAUCCAUUUGUUCCUCAAAAGGGUUACAACCCCUGUGAAGGCCAAUUUGACCCAUCAUCGACACCAGAUGACUGGCGAAGCCCUCCGCCAGGCUGGCGAAAAGAGUCCAUCCGACAACUAUUGAAGAGCUCGUAUUCAAUUACUGAAUUAUAUGGUUGGAUGAUGACGAAGCUUUCUCCGUUUCCUGGCGUCUACCCAUUCAUGGGUUUAUGUUUAAUGACGUCCACAGUUGUGAAUUUGUUCUACCUGUCCCUUGAUGAGACUGGCUUUGACAAAGUUGGUUUUCAUCAAAGAAUUGAAUCAAGCCUGGAAGAGGGGAUCAAAGCAAUGGAGAAUUUGAGACAGUUUUGGGAUCUCCCAACAUAUUGGAUCAAUCGGCUUUCUUUAUAUCGCGCGCUGCUCGAGAAGUCAAAAACAGUCGAUCAGCCAAUAUCAAAGGAGGGUUCCCGGAGACUGACCGAUGGGAUCAUGAACUAUCUUCGUGAAACUCGUCACUCGAUGGAGAAUCAACAUGGCCGCUUACUACACGUUGAAUCAUCCGAACCAACUGAAAACUGUGCUCAGCCGAGCUCUGCCGAUCUGAACGCUGUAGUAUCUACUUCCACGGGUCAUUAUAAUACACCCAGUGAAGAAAGUCCUCAAGAUCACGAUGUAGCGGGCCUAUUAAAUUCUCCGAUUGUGGAUGGUAACCAAGCUUUUCUGUUCAAUCCAUUCGUUCCGUUGUUAGACGAUCUUUUGGAAGACCAAAUUACUUCGUUGGCAAAUUGGGAGUAUUUUCAAUUUUCGUGGCAGUGA